Messenger RNA from Poecilia latipinna (sailfin molly), 11208 nucleotides. RefSeq names its product kinesin family member 13Ba (gene kif13ba). Gene Ontology annotation, biological process: microtubule-based movement. The record is from RefSeq and is a predicted model, not a curated record. The transcript has 39 exons. Gene Ontology annotation, molecular function: microtubule motor activity; microtubule binding; ATP binding. Lineage: Eukaryota; Metazoa; Chordata; Actinopteri; Cyprinodontiformes; Poeciliidae. The coding region runs from base 904 to 6303 and encodes 1799 amino acids.
UGAAGAAAUUUAAGAAAAAUCUUUUACUUUUCAUUAGUCUUGGUUGGUAAGAGUGUUCCUGUUGUCAUUCACUCAUUUGUAAGUAACGGUUCCAGGCAGGGGGGCUUGUGGGCAAAUGUUCCGGGUGGAAACGGCUAGUGAAAAGCGUAACAAAAUCAAAACUUUGCACUAGGAAGGUUAAAAACCUAAAGUUAAUCGUCUUUCAUAGGUCACUUACCAAAACUAGUCCAAAACUUGUCAUUAGUUUAACUUAAUCCAGUAAUUUAGCCAACCCGAAUGAAAGUUGCCUCUUUUCUUUUAAAGUGUAAACAUGUUGUAUAAGCUUUAAAACUAUGCAGACAGGGGUAGGUUAAUAUUUGUUCUGCUUUUGAAAAGUUGCCUGUAUGUAGUUGUGUGGCUCCUAAACGCAAGUCUUGUCGUUUUGACAGACGUGAUUGAGCUUUUAUUUUGAAGAGCAGCCUGUCAGCACGAAGGGCGGAUGCUGCUGGGAGUUUGGAGCUCGACAGAGAGGGAGCGGGUCCGCUGGGGAAGCUGUAGAUCAUCGGCUGGGCUCUUCUCUGCUGAUCUCUCACUGUCUUCGCAGUUUGGCCGUGUCAACUCCGGGAUAUGUCCGCUCGGCUCCCAUGCGCGUGUGGAUUUAAGUCAACCUGAAAUAUGAACAGAAGAAGAAAAUAAGGAGAGGAGGCUGAUUUCCUGUGGGAAUCUAGGGAAUCUUCUCAAGUUUUUUUUUUUUUUUUUUUUUAACCCGAGGACAUGUCUACUCUAUGAAGCAAAACAGUGAGGGACUAGCUGGUCGACACCCCGGCUAGCGCAACAUUUUCAGCCUUUUCAGAUGAUUGUUCAGCUGAGGAGUUAAUUUAUUUUGGACCUACUUGGAGUAAAAAAAAAAAAAAAGAAGUCAGCAUGGGUGAGCCCAGCCUGGAUGACUCCAAUGUCAAGGUGGCUGUGCGGGUCCGGCCCAUGAACAGGAGAGAAAAGGAGCUAAACACAAAAUGUGUUGUGGAAAUGGCGAAGAACCAGACAAUCCUCCAUCCUGCUGGAGCCAACUUAGGAAAAGCAGACACUCGGAAUCAGUCCAAGGUUUUUGCCUAUGAUUAUUGCUUCUGGUCCAUGGAUGAAACGGAUAAGGAAAAAUUUGCAGGUCAGGAGGUGGUUUUCCAGUGCCUUGGGGAAAGUCUUCUCCACAACGCCUUCCAGGGCUACAACGCCUGUAUAUUUGCCUAUGGACAAACUGGGUCAGGGAAGUCGUACACCAUGAUGGGCUCAGGUGACCAGCCCGGGCUGAUUCCUCGACUCUGCAGCGCUUUGUUUGAGCGAACCAAGGAGGAGCAGCAGGAGGAGGAGAGCUUUACCGUAGAGGUGUCCUACAUGGAGAUCUACAAUGAGAAGGUCCGAGAUCUGCUCGACCCGAAGGGGGGCCGACAGACGCUGAGGGUGAGGGAGCACAAAGUUUUGGGUCCCUACGUCGACGGCCUGUCACGCCUAGCCGUAGCUAGCUACAAGGACAUCGAGUCUCUGAUGUCAGAGGGGAAUAAAUCUCGGACGGUCGCUGCCACAAACAUGAACGAGGAGAGCAGUCGAUCGCACGCUGUCUUCAACAUCAUCCUCACACACACACUCAAGGACCUGAAGUCUGGGACGAGUGGGGAGAAGGUGAGUCGUUUAAGUCUGGUUGACCUGGCUGGAAGUGAACGUGCAGCAAAAACUGGAGCAGCAGGAGAGCGACUGAAGGAGGGAAGCAACAUCAACAAGUCCCUUACUACACUUGGUCUGGUCAUUUCUGCUCUAGCUGAACAGGGAACGGCCAAGAACAAGACCAAGUUCGUUCCCUACAGAGACUCUGUUCUGACUUGGCUGCUGAAGGACUGCCUGGGAGGCAACAGUCGCACAGCCAUGGUGGCAACGGUGAGCCCGGCAGCGGACAACUACGAGGAAACCCUGUCGACGCUGCGCUACGCCGACCGAGCCAAGAACAUCGUUAACCACGCUGUCGUCAAUGAAGACCCCAACGCACGCAUCAUCAGGGAGCUACGGGAAGAAGUGGAGAAACUGCGAGUGCAGCUCACUCAGGCCGAGUCGAUGAAAGCUCCGGAGUUGAAAGAGCGCCUGGAAGAGUCCGAGAAGUUGAUCCAAGAGAUGACCUACACCUGGGAGGAGAAGCUCCGAAAAACCGAGGAGAUCGCACAAGAACGUCAGAAGCAGUUGGAGAGUCUGGGGAUUUCCCUUCAGUCUUCAGGGAUCAAAGUUGGAGAUGAUAAAAGUUUUCUUGUCAACCUGAACGCAGAUCCCGCCCUCAAUGAGCUGCUGGUGUACUACCUGAAGGAACACACGCGGGUGGGCUCAGCAGACUCCCAGGACAUCCAGCUGUGUGGGAUGGGAAUCCAGGCAGAGCACUGCGUCAUCAACAUUACAGCGGAGACCGCCGUCAUCCUCACCCCUCACCCCAACGCUCGGACGUGUGUUAAUGGUUCUCCAGUAACCAGUGCUCUGCAACUUCACCACGGUGACCGAAUCCUCUGGGGAAACAACCACUUCUUCAGAAUCAAUCUGGCGAAGCGGCGUUUGCGGCCAGCAGAGGAAGAGGAGGGCGAAGGCGGCGUGUUGAAGAACAGUGGCAGCAGUGAGCAGCUGGAUGCCGACGGCGACACGGCCAGCGAGGUCUCCAGCGAGGUCAGCUUCUCCUACGAGUUCGCUCAGACAGAGGUCAUGAUGAAGGCCCUGGGCAGCAACGAUCCCAUGCAGGCGGUCCUCCAGUCUCUGGAGAGGCAACACGAGGAAGAGAAGCGAUCGGCUCUGGAGCGACAGAGGCAGAUGUACGAGCAGGAACUCCAGCAGCUCCGCAAGAAGCUCAACCCAGACCGCCUGUCCACUGGCCAGCCCGGAGGACAGACGUCUGUCCAGCCAGGGCAGGGACAGCAGUCUCACUACCGCAGCCUGGAGCGGCUCAGUGUGGGAGGGAUGAGCCACUCUACCAGCGCUCAGAGCAGACUGAGGCAGUGGAGUGAGGACAGGGAGGUGGUUUUGGUGAGGAGUCUCCGGAGGCUCAGGGAGCAAAUAGUGAGAGCAAACCUCCUGGUGCAGGAAGCGUGUUUCAUCUCCGACGAGCUGGAGCGCCACACCGAGUACAGAGUCACCCUGCAAAUCCCAUCAGACAACCUCAACGCAAACCGCAAGCGGGACGCAGUGCUCAGCGAACCGGCCAUUCAGGUGCGACGGCGGUGCCGAGGCAAACAGAUCUGGAGUUUGGAGAAGAUGGAGAACCGUCUGGUGGACAUGAGGGAGCUCUACCAGGAGUGGCAGGACUAUCAUGUCCAUCACCAAGACGACCCAGUAAUGCGUUCAUACUUCCGCCGAGCCGACCCGUUCUUCGAUGAGCAGGAGAAUCACAGUCUGAUCGGCGUCGCCAACGUUUUCCUUUCCUGUCUGUUCUACGACGUGAAGCUGCAGUACGCCGUUCCCAUCAUCAACCAAAAGGGAGAGGUCGCAGGACGCUUGCAUGUGGAGGUCAUGAGAGUGGGAGGGGGCUUGGAGGACAACAUGGCAGGAGGAGAUGAACCUGACAACAACCAGGACUCUGAAUUUGAGGAUCGCAAACUGGUCUGCUCGAUAAAGAUCCUGCAAGCCACCGGUCUGCCGCAGCACCUGUCCAACUUCGUCUUCUGUCAGUAUUCGUUCUGGGAUCAGGCUGAGCCCACCAUCGUGGCCCCUGAGGUUGACCCGUCUUCCUCAUCGCCCAACUCAAAGGACCCGCACUGCAUGGUUGUGUUUGACAGCUGCAAGGAGGUGGCGGUGUCGGUAACAGAGGAUUUCAUCGAGUAUCUGACUGAAGGAGCUGUUGCCAUCGAGGUGUUUGGACACAAGCAGUCUGAUGCAGGAAGAAACCCGGCCCUGUGGGACCUCAGCAUCAUCCAGGCCAAAACUCGGACGCUACGAGACAGGUGGAGCGAGGUCACACGUCGCCUGGAACUGUGGAUUCAGAUCCUGGAAAUAAACGAAAAUGGGGACUUUGUUCCAGUGGAAGUAGUUCCAGCCAGAGACGUGAGCACAGGGGGAAUCUUCCAGCUUCGACAGGGCCAGUCGAGGCGAAUCCAGGUGGACGUGCGCUCGGUUCAGGACUCGGGCACGAUGCCGCUGAUAGCAGAGAUCGUGCUGGCCGUGUCGGUGGGCUGCGUGGAGAUCAGGACCAGCACAGCGAACCAGGAAGGGGACGAGAUGGACAGCUACCAGGAUAGAGAUCUGGAACGUUUGCGGCGGCAGUGGUUGGCUGCGCUCACCAAGAGACAGGAAUACCUGGACCAACACCUGCAGAGCCUGGUUAGCAAAGCAGAAAAGACAGAGGAUGACAUGGAGAGGGAGGCGCAGCUGCUGGAGUGGAGGUUGACUCUCACUGAGGAGAGAAACGCCGUCAUGGUGCCCUCUGCUGGCAGCGGCAUUCCUGGCGCUCCUGCAGAGUGGGCGCCUCUACCAGGGAUGGAAACGCACAUUCCAGUCCUCUUCUUGGACCUUAAACCCGACGACCUCAGCUCCCACGAGCAAUUUGAAGUGCCUGAAGCCGGAGGCUGGGACGCCAUGUUGACCGGAGAAGACGAGGACGACUUCUUCGACCUGCAGAUUGUCAAACAUUACGAUGGAGAGGUGAAAGCUGAGGCGUCGUGGGACUCCACCGUCCAUGAGUGUCCCCAGCUGAGUCGCGGCGGGUCGUGGCCGGAGCAGCGCGUCUACCUGACGGUGCGGGCGGUGGUCCAGCUCAGCCACCCCGCCGACAUGCAGCUGGUGCUGAGGAAGAGGAUCUGCGUCAAUGUCAACCCGGGUCGCCAGGGUUUCGCCCACAAUUUCCUCAGGAGGAUGUCGACCCGCAGCACCAUACCUGGCUGCGGCGUCACCUUCGAGGUGGUUUCCAACAUUCCUGGGGAUGCUCCAGGUUCAGAGGACAGGGAGAUGCUAGCCCGGAUGGCAGCGAGCGCACACAACAGCCAAUCGGGAGAUGACGAGGCCGCCAUUGAGAAAUACCUCCGCAGCGUGAUGAGCCUGGAGAACAUCCUGACCCUGGACAGACUCAGACAGGAAGUAGCAGUGAAGGAGCAGCUGACUGGCAAGGGGAGGAGUAGCAGGAGGAGUCUGAGCUCUCCGUCUGUUCACAGGCUCUCUGGAAGUAGGCAGGACCUGUCCACGUCUUGCCUGUUGGAUGAUAAGGGUCGAUGGGAAAGUCAGCAGGAUAUCUUCAUGCCCUCUUACCGCACCCUCCCUCGCCCGGCUUCAUCCCCGUCUACCUACUCUACCUCCCCCUCUUCAUCCUCCAUGCCCUUCAAUAUGACCCCCCCACAGAACCAGGAACCAGAGCAAGGUCGUUUAGGACUUGCUGCCUCUUAUCUUUCAGUUAAGGCCCUGGUUCCUCAGAUGCCCAAACUGCUCAAGUCUCUGUUUCCUGCUCGGGACGACAAGAAGGAGCUCAGACCUUCGCCACACGGCCAGCAGCAGCAUGUGCCUCGCAUCGUUGCGUCAACGGGAGGGGACGACAGCAGAGGCAAGCCUGAGACGGCUGCUGCCCCACGACUUGCUGCCAAAGACCGAAGGGCCGAGUUUCCGGACGUCCCUCCUCUUCCUGUGCAUGACCCGCAUGACACCACCCCUUUAAGCCCCCUCAGCCAAUCGUCGAGCGGCUAUUUCUCCGCUAGUGUUUCCACGGUUACCCUGUCCGACGUCCUCCAACCCUCCUCCUCGUCUUCGUCCCUCCUGGGCGCCGACGUGGCGUCACCCUCAAACCCCCAGCAGCAGCAGCAGGGCGCUGACAGGAACGAUGUUGUGACCUCUCCCCCCCAGUGUGGCGCCAAGAUGACUGUCGUAGCGUCCAAUCACAACAACAGCGUCCCGACAGAGCUCUCCUUCUCCGACCAGAAGCUAGUUGAAGGCUUUGAGCGGCUGGAGAUCUUUGUGGACGACGGCGACGGCCGCGGUCAUGACGACAUGCCGCCUGACUGGCUGACGGAGGGCGAGUACGUCACCGUAGGAAGCAACAAGGCCGGAACUGUGCGCUACGUGGGGACGACGCAGUUCGCAGACGGAGUGUGGGUGGGCGUGGAGCUGGACACCCCAGUAGGUAAGAAUGACGGGUCAGUCGGAGGCCACCGAUACUUCCUCUGCAAACCAGGCUAUGGGGUGCUGGUCCGCCCAGACCGGCUGUCGCGCUGCGACCGAGCCGCUCGGCGAACCACGGACUUCGCUCUGCCGGCCCACGUCCCCGUCCUGCGAGGGGAAGCCACUGUAGCUCGCAGAGGAGAGAACCGCAAGUCCUGGAGCAACUGAGAUGGGAGAGAGACAAACUCCCCACAGUGCAUCUGCUCUUCCUUGACUCCUAAAAACACAUCAGGCUCUGUCUACUUCCUGGUAACACGUUGCUGGAAGCUCCACAUAUGCAACUUCAAGUCAAAGAAAAAACCAGAUCAGAGAGUGAAGAGCCUGUGUAGGAGAAUGACUAUUCAGUCCAAUGAAGUUACCACACAGGAGAAAUGAUGCCUUCUGUGGGAAGCUGGUGGCUAGUACGCUGAGAGCCAACGGGAGCCGAAGUGUCCAUUCAGAGAUCCUAUGAGUCGAUACGCAGCAGUGCAAACUCGUCACUUCUUUUUAAAACACUGUGUAAAAAAUAAUCAGAUCCAUACUGAAAAAGAUGGAACUUAUAGGAUUAUUUUGGUUUGUUUUAUAUAUAAAUAAGGAAAUGGAUGAAAAAACACUUUGAAAGAUUUUUGACGAGAAAUGUUUGCGUCCCUGCAUAUCGACUUCCCUCCGGAGUUCCCGAACACACCACGACCACGACUGCCGCCCUCCUGAACUGAGCCUCGUCGCUCCCUUCCUGGACUUUUUUUUUUCUUCUUUAAAGUAUCCAGAACGUGCCUUUCGCCAUGGUCUGGUUUGUGUUUGCUUUCUGUGUUUUGUCUUACUUGCGUUCCGUUUGCCGUGUCAUGUGUUGGCGAGAAAGCCUUGUGCAAAGUGUGAGGUGAUCUCAGGGACUGAAGAGGGGGUGGGCCUUUGUGUGUGUAUGUGUGUGUGUUUGUGAAACGUAGUGUACGUAAAAUAUAUUGUGUCAAAAGAUGAAGCCGUGUGGAAAAAGCCACUAGAGGUUGAUUUUUUUUUCUUUUGCACUGGACACGUUGGAGGGAAAAGCUUCUGUACGUGAGCAUGGAGAGUGUCGGAGAUUUCCCAUGAUGGCUACUGUCGUUUUAAAGCACGUGUCGACGGAAAGACAAAAGAGGAUGUGUUUAGUACGAGUUGGGAGAGUUUCUGCUUGAGAAAAAGCUGAUUUUAUUCUAUGCAUGUGAUUUUAAAAAAAAUCGAACACAAAUGGGAAAAUGAGAGUAUUUGGGAGAGCGUCUGCAUGUUUUUACAUUCCAGACACACCUGGUGAAGAAAACUCAAUGUUGGGAGGUUUUAAAUUAGUUUUUAUGAUUUCAUGAAACAUUCCAGAGGCAUUUUAACCUGAACAUUGACCUAUAGAGAUGUUUCCAAGAUAUUUUUUAGGACUCUACUAGAUGGCAUCCAUUUGCUGUGCAGCUAGAUAAAGAGCAACUCCCUUUAAACCAAGCGUUUCUUCUCUACUGAGGUCAGAGGGCAACACAUAAAGCAUUGGAGCGUUGUUGUCACCAAGAGGGGGCUGAUGGGAUGAGUUGAUAUAAAGAUGGAAGAGGAAUGUUUUAUCUGUCCUGGGACGUUUUGUUACUACAGCUGCCGGCUAUGUUCCUGCUGAUGACGGCUGGGGUUACGAUUCUGGACGCGUAGUAUAUUCUCACUGUCUGUUCCUGUGGUGAUCACUGCCAGUCAGAGUUUUAUAUACACACUUCAUCAGUGCAAAUUUCAUUUUAUGCUGGACUUGAAGUGAAGCAUUUAAUUAUUUUUCCAUGGCAGAACAACUUCAAUGAAUUUGGCCCCAUUUGUAGACAAACAUCGUACCUCGUGUUAUUGUUUACCUCCAGAAAUUUUGAGCAUGCGCCCGAUGCUGGAGGGCAAAAAGAUGAUUCUCUAUGGCAUCCAUAAGGAAUCCAAAAGAUGCUCUUUAUGAUGUAGAGCAGUUUCAUGUACAAAAUAAAACCUAUGAUUAAUUUGGUGCAGUGUGACACAACUAAAGGAAAAAUGAUGCAGAAAAAAUGUUGAACUAUAACCCAAAACCACUUGUAUUCUUUUUUCCUCGCUCUAUGAUUUAUGAGGAUUCAACCCCAAAAAAACAUGCAAACAUUUCCCACACAAAGAACAGAACCUUAAGUCUGUUAGUACAGUUUUAUGUUUCCAAGUUUGAUAUUUAUUUUGUGAUUAUUAAUAGGAAAUCGUCUGAAAACAGAGAUGGUUGACUAGCUAAUUUAAACACCUGCUGUAAUGAUGUGAUGACCUGUCUGAGAUCAUCACAUCCCCCUUUUUUCUUUAACUGAGCGAAACACACCAAAUUCUGCAGCCCAUCUACAUGUAAAGGUUGUCAAAGUCAAGCUAGCAUAACUGACCUUUCAAUUAAAACCUUUUUCUGACCUUUAAGAUAUGAUACUUUAUCUAGUUGUCGUACUGUUGACAAUUGGCAUCAAAACAUUGCAUCCAUUUUUCUUUUGUGUCAUUUGUACAUUUAAGAUUUAGCGCGGUACGUUGAGAACUUGACAGCUAAAACCAAUGGUAGCCAUCGUCAAUGAGCAGGAUUUUCUUGGAAUCUUAUGCUUGUGAAACCAUAACUAUUAUUUGAUUUAAUUCCAGCUGGAUAUUUCAUCACUGCUGUUUAUCAGAAAUAAUAGAACUAAUUUGUUUAAGUUAUGCAGUUAAGAAGUUUCUCUAGCAUUGACAUUUGGGGCCAUUCCAGAAGUUUGAUAUUCUGCGUAGUCUACGUAUCAACCAUCCAGCAUCAUCAUUCAACUGUGUUUUACAUCAUUGAUGCAAAACAUGUAAAUGCAUCAUUAAACCCCUCAGUUCAAAAUGAUCUCCAUGCUGAUGAAUAGUGCAUGUAAAUAUGUGACUAGCUCUGCACACUCAGGACUCUAAGAAUCUCUGACAUUGAUGGUGUGCAGAUGUUUUGUAAGUUAUCAGUUAUACUGUGUGUGUAUAGACCCCUGUCCCUCAGGAGUCCAUUGGGGUUUCAUCUGUUUUAUAAUUGCGUGUUCUUUACUUGAGAGGUAAGCAAUAAGUAUUUAUAUCGGGGUUGCUUGUACACUUGCUUUUAUCACAUGGGAGCUGAUGAAGUUGUUUUAUUGGAAUGAUUAUUGCACAAUGAUUUAAUGAGAAUUGCUGCUAUGAGCUUUGUAAAUAGACUUGUAAAUGAAUCAAUUGAUUUUUGUUUUUCUCCUUGCUGUGCGCUUAAGUGGAUUUUAAUUGUUUUGAAAAAGCUAAGGGGUGGUGCUUUGGGUGGUUCGUAUUCUUUAGGUAAUGUUGAGGCACUUUGUCUUGUGAGCAGGGAAGUGAAGGUGGUGAGGACCAGCACACCUGUGUCCUUAUAAGGAAAGAGACAUUUUUAAUGUUGAAUCUGCAACAAUGUUGGAAUCUAGUUUGCCACCAGACUUGAGUUUAUUAUGUGUGCAUUUUAGUCGUGAGCCAGUUACCAUUAACGAGGUACAGAAAUGUUUUGAACACUUAUGGUUUUGAGAGCGAAUCGGGUGUUUUUCUGUUUGGUUUAAUGUCCUCCUAGUGAGAUACUGGAAAAUGAACGGGCAAUAACUACUGGAGUUUUUGAUUAACGCAUAACUACGCUUCUCCACUUUCUCCCUAUAUCACUUAUGAGUAAUAUCAGAGCCCUGAACACCGUACACAAACAGGAACAAGAUGAAAAUAGACAUCGCUUGUUAAUAUCAACCCAGUUUUACUUAUUUUAUCUGUUAAAAAAGGACUAACAUUGGCCAACACCAAUGUUGAUGUCGAUAUAUUGUUCAUCCCUCAUGCAAACGUUAAGCUGUUUGGAAAGAUGGUUAUAACAAAUGUGGAUAAUCGUGUGGAGCCUGAAGAAGUAAUACUUAUCACUUUUAUUUAUGAAACACUUUAAGACUACAGUUAGCAAGCUACCAGCAGCUGCCUUAGCAGAUAGCCCAACUAAAAAGGCUAAUAUUACCUUUAGCUUCUAAUAAAUAGUUCUCAUGUGACAUCACACUUUCGGGAACUUUGUAACUGACAGCCAUCUUGGUAGGUAUGCAUAGCUAACUGUCAUAACAGGUGCUAUGGAGUUGCUAUGGCAACAAUAAACAAGCCACAAGCCUAGAACUAGCUCUCACCUCAUUCCUAUCUAACUUAUAAACACUAUAAGUACAAUACAACUAUUAAGCCAUACAUUUUUUCUCCAUAGACUUUCUUUUGUUGGGCUCAAAGCCAUGGUUAAUCAAUGCUUGGCUACCAAGAUGGCGGUUCAGUGGUGCAGAUCCCUUCCAGUUCAGACUUGUCUGAACUAUAUAUACUCCAAGUAUUACUUUGGACUAAAGUGAUAGAAAAGCAAUAAUAUUCUGCACAACAAGCAUUUGAAAAACUACUAGCUAGUUUUAACUCUGUCAAAAAUAAUAAGUUACAACUAACAGUACUACUGUUGUAACUAGUGCUUUGAAGUUUUUUUUAAUGUUAAUACCACAAUAUGGCACACUUUUAUUUCUAACUGUAUCACACAAGACUGUGGACAGGCCCAUGACUAAAGCAGCUGUUGUUUAGCCUGAUGUAUUGGAGUUCUCUGAUUGGUCGGGAGAUUUGACUGUUUUGUAACUUUCUGGUUCUAACAGGUGGUUCUGAAGGAAAGGCAGUAAGUUUUCUGAUGUGUGUGUGUGUGUGUGUGUGUGUGUAGUGUGUGAAGGAAUGUUGUGUAGCUCCGCUCUGAUGGAAAACGAUCACCAGCUGCUUCCUGCGAGGCUGCUGGUCCUUCCUUUUCCAGUCCGGCCUCAGAGAUGGUUGCCGUGGGGACGGAAAAGGGGCUGGUGGGGGGAGGGGCUGAGAUCACUUCAGACUUCUGGUUGUUUGUUUUUGUUGCUGUGCCUCAGAAACCACGUUUCUUUCACAGGUCGUGUUAUAUUGACUACACUUUGCACAGAGGGGAGAAAAAUGUGCAGCUCUUGGAUGGAAACGACACACCUGUUUGGGAUUUUUGUUUUUCUGUUCAGUGUUCUCGAGCUACGAGCUCCUCUAUUUAAGUAAAAAAAAAAAGAACACUUUACACUUCAUGUUCUUGUUUUACCUAAAAGCAGAGCUAAGCUCAGCUACAACAAACAGUCCUCUGUA